GUUAGCAUUUCUUGUAUAAUUCAAGUUGAUGCUUGUAUUAUCAAUUUCCUUUUUAUAAGCAGAGUUUGUGUCCCAAUCAGAUAAAUAUAUAUGUAGGGUCCCAAUUAAACCUUUUCGCAUGUAACAUGUCAUUGGCUAAUAAUUCAUCGUAACGAAGAAGAAGAAGAAGUGUAUACAGUAAUCUGUGUCGUUAACUAUGACGGAACGUAAAUAUUCGAACCCCGAAUACUAUGAAAUGGUACGGUGUUACAUUUUAAGCAAAAGUAUACGUGGUGCGCAAAGAUUAUACGAAAGUGAGUCUUUACCGCGUUUGCAAAGACAAGGAAUUAACGCACGUAUACCCAAUCGGAAUACAAUUUUAACAGUUAACCAAAGGCUGUUAGAAUAUGGACAGUUCACCACUCCGUCACAUGCAAGUGCUCGAGGUUGUCAUUCAUCAAUAAGCGCGGAUGUAGAAAACGCAGUGAUCGAGUUUUUCGAGCGAAACCCCCGGGCUAGUACCAAUGAUGCAGCUCGAGAAUUCGGAGUUAGCCAGUACUACGUGUGGAAACUGUUGAAUUCUUCUGGAUAUCGUCCACAUCAUAACAAACGUGUGCAAGCACCGGAUAAUAUUGAUGCUCCAACUCGAAAAAAAUUUUGUGAAUGGUUGUUGUCUAAUAUUGACAAUACUAACAUUAUGUGGACUGGAGAAGCCCUAUUUACGCGUGUGGGGCUUCAUAAUAGCCGUAACGAACAUUAUUGGGCAGAAUGCAAACCACACGACAUAAAAGACUAUGAUGAUCAAGUGCCACUUAGUUCUAAUGUUUGGGCUGGGAUUAUUGGUAACAUAAUUGUGGGCCCCUACUUUAUUGAAAGACGAUUAACAGGUAAUAAUUAUUUGGACAUGUUACAAGGUGUUAUUUAUGAUUUCCUGGAUGAUUUACCCCUAGUGUUAUUGAAUAAUUUUUAUUUCCAACACGAUGGUGCUCCGCCUCAUUGUUCAAAUGCUGUGCGCAGUUAUUUAAAUAGUGAAUAUGAAGGUAGGUGGAUUGGGCGUGGCGGUCCUAUACCAUGGCCUGCAAGGUCACAGGACCUUACACCAUUACACUUUUAUUUGUGGGGUGAAAUAAAGAGACGUGUUUAUGUCGAAGAGGCCCAAAGUGAUGAAGACCUUCGUAGCAAAAUAAUUGCUGCAUUCAUGGAAGUGAAAAGUGCUCAGACACAAUUAAUUAAUGUAAAAAAUAAUUUAAAAAAACGUGCUCAACUAUGCAUUGAGAGAAACGGACUCAAUUUUGAACACCUAUUAAAAUACCAAUAAAUUAGUGUAUUUUAUAUUUAAGAGUUAUUGUGUAUUUAAGUUGUAAAUAGUUCAGUAUUAAAAAGUAAUUUUGAUUAUUAUUUUGUCAGCCAUUCAAGUCCACCGUUGAACAUAGUCCACCCCCAGGGAACACCAAAAGUACAGUCCUUAGCCACCUGCAUCCAUCGACUUUCUGCAUCUCUUACCAGAUCUACAUUCCAUCUAGUAUGGGCCACCCAACACUUCACUUACAGGUAUGAGGUUGUGACUCAAGAACCUUUCUUCCCCAUUGCUUCUCAAUUUUUCGAACUAUAUAGAUAAAUGACUACCGUGGUGGGUCUAGUCAUAAAUGUCGUAAAUGUCGUAAAGUCGUAAAUGCGAUUGCUGGUCAUGAGGUCAAAUUCUGGGUCGGACCAAAAUUUGUUAUUCAGAUUUUGUGAUAUAUAAAGUUAUUGUUUACAUUGCUUUACAUUCAAGGGUGGUCUCACAAAAAUAAAGUAAGAUAUAAUUUAAAUGUAUACAUAAAUAAUUUGACAUGUAAUAAUAAUGUAAAUUUGGCAUUUAUGUAAUUGUAAUAAUUAUAAUAAUAGAAUUCACUUGAUAGACAUAAAUAAUUUAAUUAAGAAUUGUUCGACUAAUGAUAGGUGGUACCUAUCUAAAUUUAUUUUAAAACUUAUAGCAAAUGGGCUAUCUUAUUAUUAUAUUUUAACCCUUUAUAAGGCAGAGAGAACCAGAAAAGGUUCGAAAAUGAAAUUUUAGUAUGUUGUUAAGGAUACACAUAUAAGCAUUUUUGCAAGUUUUUCAAGCAGUAGAGUGGCAUAAUUUAAGUAAAUUAAAGACAAUGUAGUUUGUUACAAUAUACUUAUUUACUUAAAAUCACAAAUAUUAUUUAAAAGGAACAAUAGAUGUCUUCAAAUGAUAUAUAUUCAGUUAGAAAGUUUACUUAAUAUAGGAAUGCUUUUCUCUUACUCUAUACUUCUUAUAAUUAGGUUUAUUUUUUGAUAUUAAUCAACUUUGGCUCUUAUAAUUACUUGAAUACAUUGUGCUCAAAAUUACAAAAACUGAAUUUAUUUUUAGGGCCUCUGAUGAAAUUGACUGAAACAGGGUAAGCACAAAGAAAUACCUUGCAUGUCGUGCAGGAGAAAUAGGUUUUUUGUUAUUUGUCUUAGUACUGCACAAACCACACCUGUGCCGCGUGUUAUACUUGUCAAUCAGGUGUAUUCCGACAUCUUUGUAUCGGAUAUCAUCAGGAACUCCUACAGGUUUCUGAUAGUGAGGACUGACCGCGAUGCGAUUCUUCUUGGCGACAAAAUUAGGUCCGCUACCUAAGCUCCUUUUUCUCGACGAGUAAUCUCUGAUAAGUGACCUGGCUAACAUUACGCGAUAUUGCAAAUUUGUCAGCUUUACUGGAUUUCUACUCAAAGUCAAGCACAAUAUGUAUGCGUUAGUGAUAGCUAAGUCAAUCAAGAAAUAAAGAAUUCGACACCACCAACGUCUUUCGGCGAUCAACUUCAUAGGAACCACGUUUUUAGUCAAACCUUUCCAUCCCUCCCAUCCUCUUUAUGUAUUCAGUCACAGUCUGAGGGCAGGGGAUUUUUUUAUUGGAACCAUCUUUCAUAGUUCUUUGACACUUGGUUUUUUGGUUAGAGUGAAAUGCUGUAUUUAAAAAAUGCACAUUUUUCGUGUCUUUCCAAACCAUGAAUGCUACGUCAUUUUUCACUCUCCAUAUAUAUUGUCCUCUUGUAAGUUUUAGUUUCUCUUUCCUUUCUUUUUAUCAUUUUUAAUGGGUUUCAUAAACUUUGGUAAAUCCGCUCUGUUCAAAGGAGAAUGCCAGAUUCUCUAUAGAAUUUUGCCCCACUCAAAAGUGUGAUGGACACGAAUGUCGUAUACAACAUUUUUUUUUACUUUAUUACUUCAUCCUAAUUAUAUAAUUUGAGGUCUCUAGAACUUGCGAUUUUUUUUUUUAAACUGGACUUUAAUAAUUACUUUUACCUUAUUUUUUAGAACAGCAUUCGUUGCAGUGCAUUGUAAUUUCGGGAUAUAAAUUGUCAGACGCUAAUGAUAUAUAUAAAUAAGAAUUUAAGGAGCAUAAUAAUAUAAUGAUCAGUAAUAUUGGAAAAAGGGUUCUCUUGUAUAGGAUCUAAGAAGUCCUUACACAGACAUUUAAGUAGUAGUAGUAAUAGACCGGACAUCAGUAGCAAAAUUGUCGUCUGUAACUUAUGUCCUAUCACAGAUGACAGUAUACCAUAGAUAAAUAUAUAUGUAGCAAGCUACUGUUGUAUACCAGUCUACGACAGAUAGGACAGUGGUAUGGUUGACGAUUAGUUCCAAAAAUAUAAUUGACGUUUCUGUAGUUGAUGGCUCUGAUCCUACCAAAAAAAUUCUCGAGAGGAUCCUGAUUUACAUUUCUAGGAUAAAAAUAUUGUAUGUCAUAUUUUUCGAACAACAGUUUAGACAAUCUUUUAAAACUUUCUAUUGUUGUAACCCAUCCAUUAAGAGAAGGAACUCGAACCUUAUAGGUUUUGUUAUUUUUGCAGGCUUUCUUGCUACUUUUGUCAAUGAACUGAAUAUUUUUUAAUAUUUGUUUUGCUUCAGUCCAAAAAUUAUAGAUUUGAUGGGCGUUCGGCUUUAUUGGACCACACAGUUUGCCCUGGAUAGUGCUCCCUCGAGAUCCGUUCAUACUAUCAAAGAGCUUAUCAAUAAAUUCUACAGCUUCACUUGUUGUGGCCAUUGUCUCACUGACUUUUUCACCCAAGGUUGUAGUUUCUGAAAUAUUACAUAAUUGUAUAUAAGUAUUACACAUAAAGAAACAAAACAACAAACAAAAACAACAAAGUGUUUCUAUCCUAUCAUUACAUUAAAUUGAAUCAAACAUUCUUAUCAGUCUUAAAGGCUAGAUUGUAAAUAAAUUAUUAAGAACCUAAUUCUUUUUAUAAAGAUUAAAUAUAAGGUGUUUCUUUUGUUGGAGACUAAAUAAAUAAAUAAAACUGCAGUGAAGUGAGUGAAUGAUUAAGAGGAUUAUUAUUUAAUUAAGACUAGCUGUUUAUAACAUCAGCUAUCUGACAGUGAAAGUCCUGUCAAAUCGGUCCAGAUGUUUUGGAGAUCAGCGGGAAUGAGUAGAAAGAUGGACAAAAAAUUUGAAAAUUGUUUUUUGUUAUAAUUACGGUAUUAACUUUCGUAUGCAUUUAGUAAAAAGACGUUAUUUCGUCAUAACAAACAGACACCCACCUCAAUUUGAUUUUUUGUAUAGAUUAUAGAUUACUUGAUAAUACAUAUUGAUAACAAAGUAAAAACGUACUGAACAAUGCAGUGUAUUUUAGCAUUCCACUGGUGGUUGUACUCAGAGUUAGGGCUGCUACACUAACUUUCAUCUUUUUCAUUUUUGCAGCGUAAACAUGGUGUUCUGUUAGCUUUUUAUGGAUUCUAGUAUGAUCUAGUUGGCAAUCAAAGUCAAAUACAGUUUCUAUGUCCUUCCAAGUUGCAACUUUGCCUUUGAAAAGCAUGUCUUUUGUAAGGAAGUUGUUUCUAAGGCCCUUAAGUAAGUGCGACGGAUCAAAUACCACACUUAACUGUUAUGUAUCUAAAGUUUAGCUAGUAUUUUAUACAGUUAAACAUAAAUAUUGAUGAAAAAUUGAAAAGAAAAGAAGAGGUUUAUGAACUUAUAUCUACAUAUGAUGAAUAUCGACAAAUUUACACAGAUGGUUCAAAAGUUGAAAAUAAAGUAGCCUGUGCAUUUUACAUACCUCAUCUGAAAACUGGACGUGGCCUUUCCAUUCCUGCAUUAGCAAGCAAUGUGCAGACUUAGAUUUGGCCACUAUCGACUGAACGCUCAUCUUUCCAGGAUGAGAAUAGUAGCAUCUGCAACAUGCAAUUUCUGCGAUACAGAAGCAGAUCAGACUGCAGAACAUAUAAUAUUUAACUGCCCAGCGUACGCCAUAGAAAAAUUGCUACUCAUUGAAAAACUUAUACAAGUUUAUGAAAACUCAGAAAGCGUCCUGCGUGCCCUGCAAGAUGUUCUUAGGAAUACGAAAACAUAUUUAGCACUUUGCAAUUUUAUUCAUAAUACUGUAAAAGAAAUAUGAAAUAUGGUAUCCCUGUUUUUGAAAAUAUUGGAUUGACAAAUCUACAUGGAUUGAAACCUACAAAGAGUAUAAUAUAAAGAAGACUUGGCUUUAGCCUUUACGGGUUUUUGAAAAUAUGAAGAAUUAAAGAAAAUAAGACUUGACUACGGCCUUUAUGGAUUUUGAAGAGAUGGAAAGAAGAAAAAUAAGACUUGGUUCCGGCCUUUAUACUCUAAAAUUCUAUAUAUUCAAAAUAAAAAAGACAAGGCUGUAUGGCUUAGUUCCUUUGCCUGCUCUCUCGAGCGAAUAAUAAAAACAACAACAACAACCAAGUUAGAUUACUGUAUAUAUUGGAUAACUUUAUAAAUAUGAUAAGUAACGAGUAAUUAAAAAUAAAUAGGAGCCAAGUUUUAAAACAUAAUUCUAACUAUGGAAUGGUUAGGCUCAACAAUUUUAAAAACGUUUUGGAGGCCAAGUGUUAAUGUAGUAAGAACGAGGUACCAUGCUGAUAAAACUAGACUUGUAAGACGGCAUGGAUAUGAAGAGAAAAUUUGGUGUGGGGGCUUAUUACCUCGAACAGUGGGAAAACCAUUACCAAUUCCUGAGUACAGACCUGCAAAUGUGUGGACUGAACGUAAAGCAUUAUUUGGUCAAAAUGACUACAUUGAUAUUUUAGGACCUGGCAAUCUUCAUCCAGUUAAAACACUUUAUAAUGUGCCUACGUGGAUAAGAGGAGUUAGUGGACAUGAGUAUCAUAUUCUCCUUAGAAAGAAGAAAAUGUUUGCUAAAACUGGUUCACCAAAGAUAAGACCAACCAAGUGGAAGGAACUAGAAAAACGUUUAUCAUUUUUGUACAGAAAACUUAAUAGAAAGACUAAAACUGGUCCAUCUCCAGAUUGAAUUUUUGUGUUGCAUUAAGAAUUUAUAGAAAAAUGUAGAUUAUGUAAACAAUAUGAAUAACACUGUUAUUAAAUAUUAUGUUU
This is a messenger RNA of Parnassius mnemosyne (clouded apollo), 6320 nucleotides long. The record is from the annotation of a GenBank genome assembly. Lineage: Eukaryota; Metazoa; Arthropoda; Insecta; Lepidoptera; Papilionidae.